AUUACAUUAUUACUAUAUCUAGUUUACGACAUGAACUUUUUUACGAUCGUUUGAAUAAUAAUAAAUAUAGUAUCGUAAUAUUUUUCUUUUUCUCUUUCUAUAUAUAUAUAUAUAGAUAAUAGAUUACAGGUUUUAAAAUUGAUUUAUAUUCUUUCGAUUUUAUUUUAACUUGUACAUCUUAGUUCACAAAGAAAUGGACUCUUUGAAAGGAGUAUCAGAAACCAUGACGUUCGGACAACUGGCUAAGAUACGCAGGGACAUGUUUGGCCCAAAACAGAUGACCCCAUGGGACUCGAACCUGAUGAACAGAAACGAACUGACCUCAUGGAAUUAUAUGAGCGCUGCAUUUUCCGACAAUGAUUGUUUAAGUUCCAGUGAUUCACCUAGACAUCAAGAAUUUCCACCAAACUCUCAAAUGGAUUCGAUGACCUCACCGUCGUAUUCUUUAUCACCAAUAUCACCGAAAUAUUACCCAACCUCACCGUCGGGUUCACCAUUAUCACCACCGGCUUACUCCCCUGCAUCGCAUUAUUUGCCAACAUUGCAAACAUUUUCACCAAGCUACAACCCAUCUAGCCCUGUUUACAGCCCAUAUAGUCCUCCUUACAUUCCAUCUACUUUUGGUUACAAACCAUUUAACUCUAAUUACAGUCCAUCCAGUUCUGGCUCUAAAUCAUUUAAUCCUGGUUACAAUCCAUUCAGCCCUGGUUACAGUUCAUCUAAAUUUGGUUACAAUCCAUCUAGCCCACGUUACCUUUCACCUUGCUUAAGUUACAGUUUAUCUAAUUCUGGUUACAAACCACCCAGUUCUGUUUGCAAUCCAUCAAAUCCUAGUUACAAUCCGUCUAGUCCUGGUUACAGCUUAUCCAGCCCUGAUUACAGUUCAUCUAAAUUUGGUUACAAUCAAUCGAGCCCUCGUUACAGGCUAUCUAACUCUAGUUACAGCUCAUCUAAUCUUGGUUACAAACCAACCAGUAAUGGUGACAAUACAUCAAAUCCUAGUUACAAUCCAUUAAGUCCGGGUUACAGACCAUCUAGCCUCCGUUAUAGUCUCUCUAGCUCAUGUUACAAACCACCUAGUCUUGGUUGA
This is a messenger RNA of Helobdella robusta, 1090 nucleotides long. RefSeq lists its product as hypothetical. The coding region runs from base 194 to 1090 and encodes 298 amino acids. Lineage: Eukaryota; Metazoa; Annelida; Clitellata; Rhynchobdellida; Glossiphoniidae. The record is from RefSeq and is a predicted model, not a curated record. The transcript is spliced from 4 exons.